AUGGAGAAGGCUAGCAUAGAGUGGAGAGAAGGCGUCAGCCAGAAGGAAGGAGGAUUCCCUGAAAGAACAGCUCUCCCAACUCAGGCGAGGGACAUUGCUGACGACUUGAAGAAAGAGUUAGCUUUCCUUUCUGGUGGGCGAGGGAAGGACAGUGGCUGGAUCAUAACAUUUCCUGAAAAUUCCGACUUCAACCAAGUGCCUGAGGAGGUCUUAACGAAAGUGUUAACCUACUUAACUUGGAUCCCAAGUCGACGUCAAUCUGACACCAAAUUUAUCCUUAUCCUGGACAGAAGGUUGGCUACGUGGACAUCAGUCAAAAUGACCCUCCAACGAAUUGCAGCCUCUUUCCCUGGAGAUUUGCACCUUGUGAUGGUUCUACGUCCCACUGGAUUUUUCCAGCGCACGUUUACUGACAUCGGGUUCCGGUUUAGUCAAGAGGACUUCCUGCUCAAACUGCCGGUUGUAAUGCUGAGCUCAGUCAGUGACUUAUUGACGUACAUCGAUGAAAAACAGCUGACACCUGAAUUUGGGGGCACCCUGGAGUACUGCCAUAGUGAAUGGAUCAUCUUCAGAACUGCCAUAGAAAGUUUUGCACUAACAGUGAAGGAAAUUGCACAGAUGUUACAGGCCUUUGGCAUGGAACUGGCAGAAACAGAGCUGCCAGAUGAAACCUAUUCCAUUGAACGCAUCCUGGCUCUCCGCACAGAGAAAUAUUACCAGCUAAAGGAAGAUAUUACAGCUGUUACCAAAGAAGGCAAGAUGCUCUUAUGCAGUCUGGAGGAACCAGAUACAGAAGAACCGGGGGAGGAAGCAAAGCAGGAAAAAUCUGGUGACUGGGAGACUGUCAAUCGUUUACUUGCACAAUUGCACGAGAUGGAAACUGCUUUUGAUGGAUUCUGGGAGAAACACCAGCUCAAGAUGGAGCAAUACUUACAGCUUUGGAAAUUUGAGCAACAUUUUCAAGAGCUCAGUAAAGCCAUUGGAUUUUUAACGGAUCAGCAAGCAGAGCUGCCUGAUUCUGGAGAUAACAUCUCUCAAGUCAAACAGAGGCUCUGUGACCUAAAUAAUUUAGACAAAACAGCACAGGAUUUGACAGGAAAGGCGCACGUGGUGAUACUUCAUGGGCACCAAUUGGCAGCUAACCACCACUACGCCCUCAACUUGAUCUGCCAGCAGUGCAAUGAAUUGCGCCACCAUUCAGACAUCUUGCUGGAGGAGAUCAAAAGGAAGCGCAGCAGGCUGCAGCAAACCUUGGACCUCCUCACCUCCCUGCAGCAGGCUUUGGAGUGUUGUGAUGAGGGUGCAUACCUUCUAGCCAACCAACCAAUGGAUAAAUGCCAGUCUCGGGAAGGAGCCCAAAAAGCUCUGCAGGACAUAGAGAAAUUCCUUGAGAGCUCUGCACAACACAUAAACGCCGACCCUCAGGCCCUGUUCUCUGACUAUGAGCUAAUUUUAACACCUGAACUAAAGGCUCGGAUACAGACAGUCCAGGUCAAGCUUGAGAAUGUUCGGAGCAUGUUUGAAAACAGGCAAGCUUGCUUCAAAAAGCUGGCAGACAAGCAGGCUCGCCCCGUGCAGCUGGUAGCCCCUCGGCCAGAAAACCCACCUCGAUCAAAAUCUCCUUUGUUCUCCCCCAAACACGGUGUGGAUUUUAAUUCCAGUUUGAAGUUUUCAUUUGAUAUCUCUCUUCCUGGGAAGAAAACAUCAAGGAAGUCACAAAGCUCCCGCAAGAUUGAAGUAAUGCAUGAUUAUCAAGAAAAAAGGAAUUCUUUGCAAUACUUUAUUUCAGAAAGUGAAGACAGUUUGGAUAUACUGAAAAGCCAUGUGAUAAAUGAGCUUAUAGAAACCGAACGAGUGUAUGUAGAGGAAUUGUUCACGGUUUUGAUGGGCUAUCGGGCAGAAAUGGAUAACCCAACAAUGGUUUUUCUCUUGCCCCCUGUCUUGAGAAACAGAAAAGAUGUUCUAUUUGGAAAUAUGUCUGAGAUCUAUGACUUCCACAACAGAAUUUUCCUACACAAUCUGGAGAGUUGUCUUGAAUCCCCAGAAAGAGUAGGAUACUGUUUUUUGGAAAGGAGGGAAGAUUUUCAGAUGUAUGAGAAAUACUGUCAGAAUAAGCCACGAUCAGAAUCUCUGUGGAGGCAGUGUGCAGAAAGCCUCUUUUUCCAGGUAUUUCUGUUGUGGGAAUGCCAAAAAAAACUGGAACACAAACUCAGUUUGGAUUCCUACUUGCUCAAACCAGUGCAGCGGUUGACAAAGUAUCAGUUGCUUCUGAAGGAACUGCUAAAAUACCGUACAAGUUGUGAAGGUGUUCAAGAGCUCCAAGAGGCUUUGGUUGCAAUGCUGGAUCUGCUGAAAUCUGUCAAUGACUCCAUGCAUCAGAUUUCAAUAACUGGCUAUGAUGGAGACCUCAGUGAACUUGGGAAAGUACUGAUGCAAGGAUCUUUCAGUGUGUGGAUGGGGCACCGGAAGGGCCCGACAAAGAUGAAGGACUUGGCCAGGUUCAAACCAAUGCAAAGGCAUCUCUUUCUGUAUGAGAAGGCCCUGGUGUUCUGCAAGAAGAGAGAGGACCAUGGCGACGGAUACGAGAAAACCUCCUCAUAUAGUUUCAAGCACUUUCUGAAAAUGAAUGCUGUUGGAAUCACUGAAAAUGUGAAAGGAGACCAUCGGAAGUUUGAGAUCUGGUACAGUGGACGGGAAGAAGUGUAUGUUGUGCAGGCUCAGACAGUUGACCUGAAGAUGGCAUGGCUCAAUGAAAUCAGAAAAAUUUUGUUCAAGCAGCAAGAACUUAUCAAAGUGGAGAAGCAGCAACAGCCAUCUUGCGUAGACCCAAUCCAGCUCUCUCCACCAUUGAGUGAUGGAAAACAGCCAAGAGCUUCUAUAAGCUCUGAAGAAAACGAUUCCGAACGCACCAGCCCUGUGGCCUUAGAGAGUGCCUCCCCUCCCCAGAACAAGCCAAACAGAUCUUGGCCAGGAAUGUCUCAUUCUUUGGAGAUCUGUGAAGGUCUUGAUGACUGGUCUAGCAAUAACUACUUCUCAACCUGUUCCGAUACCGAAGAAGAAGAUGGAAAUCAGCUGUCACCAGGAAAAUAUAAGGCCUUAGCAGACUGUAAGAAGGGGGACUCAGAGGAUUUGCUGGUGAAAAAUGGAGACGUGAUUCAGCUCUUGCAUGAAGAUGGAGAGGGGCAGUGGCUGAUAAAAAACCUCAAUCAAAAGAAGGAAGGCUGGGUUCCUGUCAACAGCUUGCAAAUAAUCCUCGGGGACUGUAGGUUUCGGAAUGCCAGAGUUGCAGACGCUGCCCCUUAUAAGACGAGAAAAUUAAGCUCCCCCUGAACUUUGGAGGGAGAACUAAUGUCAUGUCAUUUUUGAAUGCUACAGUGGAGGUUUGAAAUGGUUGUUUCCGAGAAAGAGGGAGCAUUCAGGGGUUGGAGUUCCCCUGUACUGUCACCCAUCAACAUUCGCUGCACAUCACAGCUUCACCAACAUUGAACGUGACCAUCAGCAGAAGCCAUUCUUUUGAUGUUUUCAUUUUUUUUCACCCACCAGUGGACAAUUCUGAACCACUUUGUUUUGACGUGCUGAUGGGACUUCUUUCCUCCUCACCAUGACAUCCACUAAAUUUCAUUUGACAACUAAUUUAAUUAUUUCCCUUUUUGUUGUUCUGA
Molecule: messenger RNA, 3662 nt
Organism: Gekko japonicus
Lineage: Eukaryota; Metazoa; Chordata; Lepidosauria; Squamata; Gekkonidae
Gene: MCF2
Product: MCF.2 cell line derived transforming sequence
Exons: 30
Coding region: 1-3330 (1109 amino acids)
Biological process (GO): dendrite development
Cellular component (GO): cytoplasm
Molecular function (GO): guanyl-nucleotide exchange factor activity; protein binding
Source: RefSeq, a predicted model, not a curated record